Equus quagga is the source of this 1620-nucleotide messenger RNA. RefSeq names its product 3'(2'), 5'-bisphosphate nucleotidase 1 (gene BPNT1). Lineage: Eukaryota; Metazoa; Chordata; Mammalia; Perissodactyla; Equidae. The record is from RefSeq and is a predicted model, not a curated record. Gene Ontology annotation, molecular function: 3'(2'),5'-bisphosphate nucleotidase activity. Gene Ontology annotation, biological process: phosphatidylinositol phosphate biosynthetic process. Bases 153 to 1124 code for a protein of 323 amino acids. The transcript is spliced from 10 exons.
UAGGUUUGUCCUACAUCCCGAAAUGACCUAUUGACGGGGAGAGAGCGCGGUACUGGACACAGCGAGGGACUUGGGGCUCGACAACGCGUUUUCGGUUAUCCCUGGAGUGGCUUUCUCCUGACCGUUCCAGGCUUGUCACCGUAAGGCCUGUCAUGGCUUCCAGUCACACUGUGUUGAUGCGGUUGGUAGCCUCAGCAUAUUCUAUUGCUCAGAAGGCAGGAGCGAUAGUCAGACGUGUUAUUGCUGAAGGUGACCUGGGUAUCGUGGAGAAGACCUCUGCGACAGACCUGCAGACCAAAGCUGACCGAUUGGUACAAAUGAGCAUAUGUUCUUCACUGGCCCGGAAGUUCCCCAAACUAACAAUUAUAGGAGAAGAGGAUCUGCCUCCUGAAGACGUGGAUCAAGAGCUGAUUGAAGAUGGUCAGUGGGAGGAGAUAUUGAAGCAACCGUGCCCGUCACAGUACAGUUCUAUUAAAGAAGAAGAUCUUGUGGUGUGGGUUGAUCCUCUGGAUGGUACCAAGGAAUAUACUGAAGGUCUUCUUGACAAUGUAACAGUUCUUAUUGGAAUUGCUUAUGAAGGAAAAGCCAUAGCAGGAGUUAUUAACCAGCCAUAUUACAACUACCAGAACAAUGAAAAGCAGAAGUUAAGGGAACACAGGAGUGAAGCAAAGGCAGGACCAGAUGCUGUGCUGGGAAGGACAAUCUGGGGAGUUUUAGGUUUAGGUGCCUUUGGGUUUCAGCUGAAAGAAGUGCCUGCUGGGAAACACAUUAUCACAACUACCCGGUCCCAUAACAACAAGUUGGUUAGUGACUGUGUUACUGCUAUGAACCCUGAUGACGUGCUGCGAGUGGGAGGAGCAGGAAAUAAGAUUCUUCAGCUGAUUGAAGGCAAAGCCUCUGCUUAUGUAUUUGCAAGUCCUGGAUGUAAGAAGUGGGAUACUUGUGCGCCAGAAGUUAUUUUACAUGCUGUGGGAGGCAAGUUAACCGAUAUCCAUGGAAAUGCCCUUCAGUACAACAAGGAAGUGAAGCAUAUGAACUCCGCCGGAGUCCUGGCCACGCUGAGGAAUUAUGACUACUAUGCAAGUCGAGUUCCUGAAUCUGUUAAAAAUGCACUGGUUCCUUAAAGGAAAAUCUCAUUUCCUUAGCUUGGAGAAGGACUUGGUUCUCAAAAUAAUACAUUUUAAAAUGAAUUGGAUGGAAUUACAGUUCCACCUUUACUUUAUUCAUUGUUGAUCAGCACUUUUUAUUUAGUUACUUAGGAAUAGAAAAUAGAAUUUAAAAAUGUCUCAAUUAAUUAGUUAACCAGACCAAUUUUGACAUCUGAAAGUAAAGCCAGUGUGUCAAAUUUCCUUUGCUCCUUUUAUUUGGAGAAAUGAAGGAAAGGUUUAGUUCUAACUGACUAUCCUGGUCAGUUGUUUAAUCAACAUUCCUCUUGUGUAAAUCAGAGUUCUUUAGGGCACAGAACCACAAGUUGUUACCUGCAUCUCAUGCUUGUUUUUCACAGUAAUUUUAAAAGUUUUCCUACCCCAAUCAUGAAUACAGUAAAAUGUUGUGUAUGUUGAUGAAACAGAUUUACGGGAAAAGUUUCUUUAUAAUAAAUUAUUUAAUUCCAGCUCUUCA